Messenger RNA from Anopheles coustani, 1273 nucleotides. RefSeq lists its product as uncharacterized. NCBI's taxonomy places the organism in Eukaryota, Metazoa, Arthropoda, Insecta, Diptera, Culicidae. The record is from RefSeq and is a predicted model, not a curated record. The transcript has a single exon. Bases 37 to 1209 code for a protein of 390 amino acids.
AGGUGGUAAAACUAACAUCUUUCCAUUACCAUUAAAAUGAACCCUCGUUUGUGUGGUUUUCUGUUUCUGUCGGUGCUGUUGUGUGUUCCUUUUGCGCAUGGUGCCGGAAACCCUUCGAAAGAACCGCACAUCUGUAAGCACAAACCGCUGAGUGAGGUACAGCGACAAGUUGGCGCUUGGGUAACGAGGGCCGAGAAGUGUCGACCCGGGAGUCGCUGCGUAGACCAAGCACACAUUUCGCAGUACAAGCAGGUCCGAGCUGUUUGCGGUAAGAUUAAACCUCAGCAGCAGAGGAAGACACUAGAGAGCCUCUUACCGGGUGUUGUGUCCGCUCUGUCGGCCAUGGAGAAACUAUAUGAUCCGUUCAAGGCGGACAUAGGCAAGAUGGCCCAGGAGUUCGAACGACAGCUGGAAAGCAUAUGGACGACACUGGAGGACCUCCAGCGGGAGAUGCUGUACGCUUCGAUUGGUUCUGGACGCGUUGAAAAGGCACUCCAUUACAGGGCUAUCAUUAGCAACCACGUUACGAACUUGAAGACCCAUUUCACAGCCGCCAACGCCGAGGAGUUGCUCCAGUACGCGUGGAAUCUGGUUCCGUGGCCGGAACGCCAGAAAAAUGCGUACCGGGCAAUCGGAGAUAUGGUCAGAUCAUCCGAGAAUCCUCUGCUCCAAAUGGUGUACGCAGUCGAUCUGGCUAACGUCAACCUUCCCGAGGACAAAGGCUCGGACCAGGAAACCUACUCCAAAGGUGUGGAGCUUCUUAGAGCUAAUCUGACCUCGGGUCACCUGGACACACUCCUGGACCUCGCUCGUCGAUACCCGCCUCGGUACGCCUACGUGAGGGAAAAUCUGGGAAAACUGUUUGGCGAUAAGAAACCUAGCCCCGCAGAAUUGGUGACCAUCGUGUCGGAGUUCGCUCGGGAGCUUCCAACCGCCGACGAACGGCUGCUUACCCUGAAGGCGAUUGCCCAGCAGUAUCUGACCGACAAUGCAACGAUCACGCCCGAACCCGGAUACCUCUAUCCAAUGACUAUGUUGGCACACGAGCUGGCCUCCUCGAUUGGCGAUCAAGCUGGUCAGGUCACUGCGGGCGGUGCAGGGGAGACGACGAUACCGAACAGCAGCUUGACGGAUAUGUUUAACACCCCGAUCAGUGGACGAUCGGUGGAGUACUUCACCCAAAGCCUAGCUUCCAAGGCAUCCGGCUAGAGCGCCUUCUGUGCCGUCCAUUCCGAAACUCUCAAUAAAGCAAUUUCCAAUUACUGGUUCCGUU